AUGGCGGCGGUGGUAGCGGCCACAUUCGCGGCCGGGGGAGAGGAGGUGGCGGUUACGACCUCCGUUCCGGGGACUCCCGGACUGCCCGGCAGCCGCAGUGCUGAGCGCGCCCUAGAAGAGGCCGUGGCCACCGGGACCCUGAACCUGUCUAACCGGCGUUUGAAGCAGUUUCCCCGGGGCGCGGCCCGCAGUUACGACCUGUCAGACAUCACUCAGGCUGACCUGUCCCGGAACCGGUUCCCCGAGGUGCCUGAGGCUGCGUGCCAGCUGGUGUCCCUGGAGGGCCUGAGCCUUUACCACAACUGCCUGAGAUGCCUGAACCCAGCCUUGGGGAAUCUCACAGCCCUCACCUACCUCAACCUCAGCCGAAACCAGCUGUCAUCACUGCCCCCCUACAUCUGCCAGCUGCCCCUGCGGGUGCUCAUUGUCAGCAACAACAAGCUGGGAGCCCUGCCUCCUGACAUUGGGGCCUUGGGAAGUCUACGGCAGCUGGAUGUGAGCAGCAAUGAAUUGCAGUCUCUCCCAUCAGAAUUAUGUAGUCUGCCUGCCUUGCGGGAUCUCAAUGUUCGGAGGAACCAGCUCAGCCUCCUGCCUGAUGAGCUGGGGGACCUCCCUCUGGUCCGUCUGGAUUUCUCCUGUAACCGUGUCUCCCGAAUCCCGGUCUCCUUCUGCCAUCUCAGGCACCUGCAGGUCAUUCUGCUGGACAGUAACCCCCUACAAAGCCCCCCUGCCCAGAUCUGCCUGAAAGGGAAGCUUCACAUCUUCAAGUACUUGUCAACAGAGGCUGGGCGACGUGGGGCGUCGGCACUGGGGGACUUGGGCCCAUCUCGCCCUUCCAGUUUCAGCCCCUGCCCAGCCGAGGACUUAUUUCCAGGACGUCGGUAUGAUGGUGGGCUGGACUCUGGUUUUCACAGUGUUGACAGCGGCAGCAAGAGGUGGUCAGGAAAUGAGUCAACAGAUGAAUUUUCGGAGUUGUCCUUCCGGAUCUCAGAGCUGUCUCGGGAGCCUCGGGGGCCCAGGGAACGGAAGGAGGAAGGUCUUGCCGAUGGAGACCCUGAACAGAUUGACUUCAUCGACAGCCACGUGCCUGGGGAGGAUGGAGACAGAGGUGCUGCGGAGGAGCAGCGGCCACCAGAAUUGAGCCCCGUGGCAGAGGAUGGCGAGAGGGCACCAAGCAGCAGGCGGGAGGAACCAGCAGGGGAGGAACGGAGGCGCCCAGAUACCUUGCAGCUGUGGCAGGAGCGUGAGCGGCGCCAGCAGGAGCAGCAGCAGCAGCAGCAAAGUGGGGUGUGGGGGGCUUCCAGGAGAGACAGUUUUCUGAAGGUGGGGCUCAGGACUGCUGGGGGAGGUGCCGCUGCCCCGUCUACUCAGGUCCCUUCUAACAGCAUGCCCAAGUCCACUGCUAUACAAGUGGGGGCUUUAGAGGGUCGAGGAGCUCCUGCCCCUGUCCCUGUCCCCACCUCCCAAGAGCCUCUUCCUUUGGCUGGAUCAGAUCCAGCACCUGCUCCCCGGCCACUCAGCUCCAUUCAGAGACCAAACAGCUUCCUCUUCCGCUCGUCCUCACAAGGCAGCUCAGGCCCUUCCUCACCAGACUCUCAGCUGAGACCGCGGCAGUCCCCCCAGGUGCAGGAUGAGAAGGAGUUAACGUCUCAACUGCGCCAGGCCCUUGAGUCCCGGCUGCAGAGGCCCCUGCCCGAGGACCUGGCAGAAGCACUGUCCAAUGGGGUCAUCCUGUGUCAACUGGCCAACCAGCUCCGGCCCCGCUCUGUGCCCUUCAUUCAUGUGCCCUCACCUGCUGUGCCAAAACUCAGUCCCCUCAAGUGUCGGAAGAAUGUGGAGAGUUUCUUAGAAGCCUGUAGGAAAAUGGGUGUGCCUGAGGCUGACCUGUGCUCGCCCUCGGAUCUCCUCCAGGGCACCGCCCAGGGCCUACGGACCACACUGGAGGCUGUUCAGCGGGUGGGGGGCAGGGCCCCUCCACCCCUCUCGCCCCCCUCUGGUCUGGGCGGCUUCGUCCUCUUCUACCUGGCCUUCGUGCUGCUGCUCUAUGUCGUCUACACUCGGCUCCUGGGCUCCUAG
Messenger RNA from Elephantulus edwardii (Cape elephant shrew), 2076 nucleotides. RefSeq names its product leucine-rich repeats and calponin homology (CH) domain containing 4 (gene LRCH4). Gene Ontology annotation, molecular function: protein binding. The transcript has 18 exons. The record is from RefSeq and is a predicted model, not a curated record. The coding region runs from base 1 to 2076 and encodes 691 amino acids. NCBI's taxonomy places the organism in Eukaryota, Metazoa, Chordata, Mammalia, Macroscelidea, Macroscelididae.